This is a messenger RNA of Ilex paraguariensis (yerba mate), 1350 nucleotides long. The record is from the annotation of a GenBank genome assembly. Lineage: Eukaryota; Viridiplantae; Streptophyta; Magnoliopsida; Aquifoliales; Aquifoliaceae.
UACGCUGGGUUCGAUUGAACAGCCAACACGUGUCCCUACGUGUCACUUUUCCUGCACUUGAACUCCCAAGUGUCCCCUUAACCCCAAACCCAUUUUGUCCAAUUUAAGCACCAAAAUCAUCUUCCCACCCCAUCAUCCAUAUCUCUUCUUCUUCUUCCUUGUCAUCUCUUUCAUCACCUGAGUUCUCGUGUCUUUCCAAAAGUAGCAGCAAAUCAUUUGAAGCAGCAACAGCAGUUAAAGCUGUCGGUGGAGAUUAGUGAUCAGAGAGAGAGAGUGAAGCCAUGCCACCUCGAAGAUAUGCGUUUGGGAGGGCUGAAGAGGCCACCCACCCGGACUCUAUGCGGGCCACCUUGUCUGAGUUCCUCUCCACUUUCAUCUUUGUCUUCGCUGGCGAAGGCUCCAUCCUUGCUCUCAAUAAGUUGUACAGGGACAAAGCACCAGGAGCUUCGGGCCUGGCGGUGGUGGCACUUGCCCACGCGUUGUCUCUGUUUGUGGCGGUUGCAGCCAGUAUGAACAUUUCCGGUGGACACGUGAACCCCGCCGUCACCUUCGGUUCCCUCGUCGGUGGAAGAAUCUCUGUUCUUCGCGCUUUCUACUACUGGGUUGCUCAGCUGUUGGGUGCCGUGGUUGCCUCUCUACUUCUGAGGCUUAGCACUAAUGGCAUGAGACCAAUUGGAUUAUCGGUGGCUCCCGGCGUACAUGAAUGGAAUGCACUUCUGAUGGAGAUAGUUAUGACUUUCGGGCUGAUGUACACGGUGUAUGCAACAAACAUCGAUCCAAGAAGGGGUACCUUGGGGACCGUCGCACCUCUAGCUAUCGGCUUCAUUGUUGGGGCUAAUAUCUUAGUGGGAGGGCCGUUUGAAGGAGCCUCGAUGAACCCGGCGAGGGCUUUUGGGCCAGCUUUGGUGGGUUGGAGGUGGAGGAACCAUUGGAUCUAUUGGCUUGGUCCCUUCAUCGGUGCCGGACUAGCGGGGGUAAUAUACGAGUUUGGAUUCAUACAACCGGAAGUUCCAGUCCACACCCACCACCAGCCUUUGGCUCCUGAAGAUUACUAGUUUCAGUCAGCUGUGUGAAUGAUCGAAGUCUGCAAAUUUGAAGGUUUUCAAUUACCUGUUUUCUGUUUUUUUUGUUUUUCCAUGUUCUUUUGUGUGUCUGUUGAGGCUGUAUGUUCAUUUUCAGCAGUGCCAAACAAUAAUGCAGCCACCUUCUAUUUUUGUUUUUUUGGUAACCACUUUGCAUGUUAAUUUGAGAGUGUGUUCAAUUUUUAUGUAAUUUAGCAAUUAGGGUUAAACUAUGGUAUCGAACCAGACUCUUUUUUUUUCCCAAGUAUUGUAGUCAAGAGUGUUCGGA